Messenger RNA from Echinops telfairi (small Madagascar hedgehog), 2632 nucleotides. It is a transcript of the gene MAPRE1, whose product is annotated as microtubule associated protein RP/EB family member 1. The transcript is spliced from 7 exons. The record is from RefSeq and is a predicted model, not a curated record. The coding region runs from base 112 to 918 and encodes 268 amino acids. Gene Ontology annotation, molecular function: microtubule plus-end binding. Gene Ontology annotation, biological process: regulation of microtubule polymerization or depolymerization; spindle assembly; protein localization to microtubule plus-end. Gene Ontology annotation, cellular component: cytoplasmic microtubule; microtubule organizing center; microtubule plus-end. NCBI's taxonomy places the organism in Eukaryota, Metazoa, Chordata, Mammalia, Afrosoricida, Tenrecidae.
CGUGUGAGGUCAUCGCGCGGGCGCGCGGGCGGGGCAGGGCGGUUUGAACGAGACGAAGACGGAACCGGAGCCGGGUACGGGCACUGGACGAGGUUCAGUUGAGAGCCGAAGAUGGCAGUGAAUGUAUACUCGACGUCAGUCACCAGCGAUAACCUGAGUCGACAUGACAUGUUGGCUUGGAUCAAUGAGUCCCUGCAGUUGAAUCUGACAAAGAUCGAACAGUUGUGCUCAGGAGCUGCUUAUUGCCAAUUUAUGGACAUGCUGUUUCCGGGCUCCAUUGCCUUGAAGAAAGUGAAAUUCCAAGCUAAGCUAGAGCACGAAUACAUUCAGAACUUCAAAAUACUGCAGGCAGGUUUUAAGAGGAUGGGUGUUGACAAAAUCAUUCCCGUGGACAAAUUAGUAAAAGGGAAGUUUCAAGACAAUUUUGAAUUUGUUCAGUGGUUCAAGAAGUUUUUUGAUGCAAACUACGAUGGCAAAGACUAUGACCCUGUAGCUGCCAGACAAGGUCAGGAGACGGCGGUGGCCCCUUCGCUUGUUGCUCCGGCUCUGAAUAAACCGAAGAAACCUCUGAGCACUAGCAGUGCAGCCCCACAGAGGCCCAUUGCAACACAGAGAACUGCUGCUCCUGCUAAGACCGGCCCGGGCGUGGUGAGGAAGAGCCCAGGUGUGGGCAACGGGGAUGACGAGGCAGCCGAAUUGAUGCAGCAGGUCAAUGUGCUGAAGCUCACCGUUGAAGACCUGGAGAAGGAGAGAGAUUUCUACUUUGGGAAGCUGAGGAACAUUGAGUUGAUCUGCCAGGAGAACGAGGGGGAAAACGACCCCGUGCUGCAGAGGAUUGUGGACAUUCUCUACGCCACAGAUGAAGGCUUUGUGAUACCAGAUGAAGGGGGCCCGCAGGAGGAGCAAGAAGAGUAUUAGCAGCCUGGACCAGCAGAGCACCAUCCGAAUUCUUCACUCCAAAUCAAAUCAUGUGCUUCACUGUAAAAUACUCCCCUUUAUGAUCCUUAGAGGACUCCCUGGUUUCUUUUCAUAAGCAGAAAGCACCUCCUCUUCAAGUGCACUUUGCAGAAGCCUCACUCCUCUUUCCAUGCGUUUGAGUUAGGAGCUUUCUACCUUGUAGCAGAGCAGUAUUAACAUCUAGGUGGCUCACCCAGAGAGCAGAGGUUCACCCCAGGGCUCACUGUGCGCUUGCUGGAGACGGUGUCAGCGGAGAAAUACAAAGACUGAAUUGAAUUGUAAGCUAAUGUGAAAUCUUGGCAGAGAACAUUUACUAAAUAAAUAAUGCCUUAAGAGUAUUUAAAAUAUGCUUCCAUAUUUCAAAAUAUAAAGUACAACAUGACAGGAGAGUCCGUGUGUUUUGACAUUGUUGGGGAAUGCGGGGCCAGAUCUUGGACCCUUGUUCGGGAUGGGCGGCUGGUCGACCUUGUGGGGCUGCUGGAACCCUUGGAGGCCGAGCCUCUGGCCGGACAGGAUAGCGGAGAUGAGAGUUGCUCUGUGAAGCCUUUGAAUGCCACGACCAGAUGCCUCCCUGCCUAAUACAUCCAGAGUCACCGGUGCCGGAUGGAGAGCGAGUGUGCCUCAGCCCCGAGGCGCUGCAGUCGGAGAGCUCGGUUUUCCAGAGCAUUUCUCCCCCUUGUCUCCCCGGUGACCCCCCACAUUUCUAUGUGCUGUGUUCUGUGGGGGAAGUAAGGUGUGUCCAGUUCUUCAACCUCAUAAACUACCCUUGGGGGCCGGCCCACAUCUGUGGGAUUGGGCUGGGGGCUGGGUCCUAUUUUGAUGUCUUUUAAGUUUACAUUUAACCUGUUUUUCUCUUCUCUGCUCCCCUGUCUUCCCACCCCCCCACCCCCGACCCCCCGGACUCCUUUGUUGGCACCUUCAAGUUUGCCGCUUCGAGUCCAAGCCUAGCAGGCAGGUGACGCUGCUGCCAGUUCCGCCCGGACCUCUGGCCAAGGGAGUGAGCUGUGAGGGUGCUCGCUCCCUCCCUCGGGCUCCGCACGGCUCGGGUGUCCUCAGUCCCCGCCGCCCACAGCACUCCACUGGGAUGGGAAUGCUUGGCCAGUGCACUUGUUAUCUCUCUGGAGAUAAAAUUGGUUAGCGUGUUACUAAGUGUUCGCUUUCUUUUGCAGAGAAUGCAGUUCCAUGUCUGAUUUAAUGAUUAAUAUUUAAACUAUUUCAUUCCUUAACCCCCUCAUUUGCUUCUGCCCACGGCCUGUUCCAGUCCCCUUCGCUCGGCAGAACUCUGCAAACUGUGUCGCCCACUACUGAGAUUGUUCCACCCUUGAUGUGUUUGUAUCGAUUUGUUUCUGGUGGUAGCUUGUCCUGUAAUGUGUGUAGAAAGCAGGUGUUUUAUGAUAAACUUGUUGUGUAGUGCAUGCUCUGUGUGGAAUUCAGAGGAAAAAAACAGAUUCUGUGAUUAACAAUGCCAAAAAAACAACAAAAAAGAAAGGAAAGGAAAGAAAAACAAGUUAUCAGCCAUUGUUCAGAUGACAGUGGUGCUAUUCCUCUUUUGUGGCCUUUUAGACUUUCGUUGCCCUAAAACUCCAGUUUAUUGGGAACCCAUUUUCCACCUGGUGUUUCUUGACAGGGUUUUUUUCUACUUUAAACAGUUUCUAAAUAAAGUUCUGUAUUUCAA